Messenger RNA from Hippoglossus stenolepis (Pacific halibut), 4262 nucleotides. It is a transcript of the gene slc1a1, whose product is annotated as solute carrier family 1 member 1. Gene Ontology annotation, molecular function: L-cysteine transmembrane transporter activity; glutamate:sodium symporter activity; L-glutamate transmembrane transporter activity. Gene Ontology annotation, cellular component: plasma membrane. Gene Ontology annotation, biological process: L-glutamate transmembrane transport. Bases 249 to 1823 code for a protein of 524 amino acids. The record is from RefSeq and is a predicted model, not a curated record. The transcript has 12 exons. Lineage: Eukaryota; Metazoa; Chordata; Actinopteri; Pleuronectiformes; Pleuronectidae.
UGGAGGGAGAAGGCGACUGUCUCCCUCCCUCCCUCCUUUCCUUCCCCUCUCUCCACACUCUCCCUCCCUCCCUCACACCAGUGCUGGCCAUCAGCAGCGUCUGACGGCUGCAUCCUUUGCUGUAGCAACGCAGCUGCUCCUCCAUCCCUCCCUGCCUCGCCUGCAUCUGACAACCCGGCUGCAGGAGUCUUUUGUGUCUCUGCGGGGGCCAUUGUUGUCUCUCCCCUCUUUGGAGCAAACGCAACACCAUGGACAUGAUGGGCAACAAAGAGCGGCGAGGCGUGAAUUUCAAAGGCUUGCUGAAGAGGAAUUGGCUUCUGAUUGCCACGGUUUUAUCAGUGCUGCUCGGGAUCAGUUUGGGGGUCGUGGUCAGAGAGUAUGCGUCCCUCUCCCAGCUCCACAAGCAGUACUUCGGCUUCCCAGGGGAGAUCCUAAUGCGAAUGCUGAAGCUGGUCAUCCUCCCUCUCAUCAUUUCGAGCAUGAUAACAGGUGUAGCAGCCCUGGACUCUGAGGUGUCAGGAAAGAUCGGACUGCGAGCCGUUAUCUAUUACUUCUCAACAACCAUCAUUGCAGUUAUUCUCGGAAUUAUUUUGGUGAUGACGAUCAAACCAGGAGUAUCUCAGACAGCGGAUCACAUUGACAGAGCCGGGACCACACCCAACGUCACCACAGUUGACACACUCCUGGACCUCAUCAGAAACAUGUUUCCAGAAAAUCUAGUGCAAGCUUGUUUUCAGCAGUACAAGACAAAACGCAAAGAGCUGGAACCUCCAAAAGUUUCACCCGGCCCAACCAGUAUUCCAGCUCUCACAACUACCGUCAUGGAGGCAGUAGAGAAUAUCACCAAGAACUAUAAAAUCAUUGGGGCAUAUUCGGACGGAAUCAACGUGUUGGGGCUUAUCGUGUUCUGUGUCGCCUUUGGCCUCGUCAUUGGGAAGAUGGGUGAAAAGGGACGGAUCCUCCUGGAAUUUUUCGAUGCACUGAAUGAAGCAACUAUGAAAUUGGUCCAUAUAAUUAUGUGCUACAUGCCAGUAGGGAUCCUGUUCCUAAUUGCUGCUAAGAUCAUUGAGGUGGAAGAUUGGGAGAUCUUCAGGAAGAUGGGUCUUUACAUGGUGACGGUGCUGAGUGGUCUAGCAAUCCACGCUAUGGUCUGUCUUCCACUCAUCUACUUUGUCAUCGUGAGGAAGAACCCGUACACAUUCACACUGGGAAUGGCUCAGGCCCUGGUGACAGCGCUCAUGAUCUCCUCAAGCUCUGCCACUCUACCCGUCACCUUCCGAUGUGCCGAGGAGAACAAUCGCAUCGACAAGCGAAUCACACGCUUCGUCCUCCCAGUGGGGGCCACCAUUAACAUGGACGGCACGGCGCUCUAUGAGGCGGUGGCUGCCAUCUUCAUCGCCCAGCUGAAUGACUAUGCGCUAGAUGUGGGCCAGAUUGUUACCAUCAGUAUCACAGCAACGGUUGCCAGUAUUGGAGCAGCAGGAGUCCCUAACGCUGGCCUUGUCACCAUGGUGAUAGUCUUAACAGCUGUAGGUUUACCCGCAAGUGAUGUCACACUGAUUGUGGCUGUGGAUUGGCUCCUGGAUCGGUUCCGUACGAUGAUCAACGUGCUGGGUGACGCUUACGGAGCCGGUAUCGUCCAGAAACUGUCCAAGAGGGAACUGGAGAGGAUGGAUCUGACGUCAGACGUGGACGUCGCCAACCCCUUUGCGCUGGAAGCCACUCUGGAUGACGAAGAGUGCGAGAAGAAAUCCUACGUGAACGGAGGCUUCACCGUCGACAAGACGGAUGCAAUCUCCUUCACUGAAACCUCCCAGUUUUAGCCUUUGGCUGGCUCAGGGGGGCCAGAGAAAGUGGCACGCUGCUGGGGAUGCAAAGCAGAGAGCUUUCCAUCAUGUAUCAGCACCAUGACACGAGAGGAAAACGAUCCAGCCAGACCCAUCCAAGCUCAGACAUCAGCAAUAGCAGCCUCCAUUAAGAUUAUCUGAGAGGAUCACCCAUCAUGUUGGGCAACCAUGACUAGAUUAAAGUGCUUCCCUCUUACUCAAAGUGUGCCAAGAUUAAGAAAAGUCAGUCUUCUUUUGAAUAAGUGUCUCCUCCAUGCAAAGAUGCACUUAAAGGUUGUGUGUGAGUGUGUGUGUGUGUAUGUGUGUGUUAUGUGCGCGCGUUUGUGCGCAUGAGGAUGUAUCUGAGGUGUGUAUAUUAAAACAAAUAUAUAAAUUCAUUCAUGUACUUUUUUUGCUCCUUGAUUAGACAUGAAUUCUCUAAAAUGUCUGAAUGAUCUUCGCGUGGCUGUUGUGAAAUGUCUAUUACCCAUGAUGCACUGCUUGUAUAGCUAUCUGUAUAUUUAAACUGUGCCAAACAUAUAAAGAGUUUUUACAUCGAGUUGCAUGAGGCAAUAUGUUAAGAAAUGGGGGUGGCUGGCUGCAGACUGGUUUUUUUAUGGAGACUUCACAGAGACUGGGGAUGGUCCACAAAGGCUUAUGAAGUCAACGAACACUGUGAAACUUUUUAUUUCAGAACCAAAUCGCUCAAAUCUGUUGAUGCAUUACAAAAAAUAAUCAUAAAUAUUAUCUGUAUUCAGGCAUUGUGGGGGAAACCUAUUGGAUACGGCUGAUUGUAACCAGACCAUUUUCUUUGUCAGCUCAUGGAUUUAUAUGUCAAUAAUCUGAUUUGCUAAGUUUGUCAUUCUAAGUUCCUUUUGAAAAUGUCGCUUUCUCAUUUUGACUAUGUUGUGGGAUUGAAAUAUGUUCAGAUGCUACGGCAGCUCUGCUAUCACAUAGAUGCAUGACAGGCUUUCAUCUGUUGAACAAAAUGAAGUUGGUUAUAAACAUUUUUGGUGAAACAAGACAAAACCUUUGAGUGCAUUUGGUCGGCUAAGGAAUAGGUUGACAUUUUGGGAAAUACACAUCAUACAUUAUUCUUCCCAGAGGGAGCUGGGACGAUCAGCAGCACUCUCACGUCUGAUUUAGAUAGUGGGACGACUAUUAUUACACUAUAUUUUAACUGGAAUUCUCUCAACAUUUAACUUUCGACAUUUUUGAACUGGGACAUGUUUGACAUAGUUAGAGAGCCAUUGGUUUAAAGUCUCUAAUACCAUGCUGGCUGGCUGACACACAUCUCUAAAAAGCCAGUAGCAUUCAUACAUACACACUUGAACAUAUCAAGCCAGUUGUGCUGUCACAUUUACACAAGCACACGGUUAACACUCCCAACAGUUUCAACUGACAUGGUUACUUCAAAUAUACAAAGAGGGAAGUAUUCCUUAAAUAUUGAUUUACUGUAUCCAUAAGUAAAAUAAGAUUGGCAUUAGUUGAGAAUCCGUGCGUGUGUACUAGAAGUACAACAUGUGGACAAAGGAGUUUUUAUGUCAUAGUGGCCAUGGAAAGUACUCCCAGGUCCUGAUCUUGUUGUCCUGAAAUAACUGCAUAGGGUUGUUGCAAAAAUGGCUGCCGGGUUUGGUAUGGAGGAUAUUUCCCAAAAUACAAACUGGCAAAAAAUGGCAAACGCGGAUGUACUGCAGCACAUUAGUACAGCACCCUAACAGAUAGCUACGACACUCUCAUAGUUUCAUGCUGUAAAAUUCAGAUCAGCGGUGCAGGAAGACCCAGUCCUCAAAAACAUCUGGUCUGUAGCCAUUGGGCAUUUUCACACCUGAAAGUCUGGACGAUGGUCUCAACCAAGCUUCACGUCUUUGGUUAGUUACAUUGUAAUUUAUACGUCCGUAUACGUUUUCAUUACUUAUUUGGGAUGUAUAGGCCUACUUGAAAUUGGUAUGUAGACGGUCAUGUGACUGAGGUCGGCGUGUUGUCAAUUCGGCCGUUGUAGUCGCAAACAUUUUUGAAUAAAAAAAUUGGCUUUUCGUUUGAAUGGAGAAAAUAAAUCAACCCGUGCAUUUUGUUAACUUCAUUGCCACUGUAAUUUCAUUUUGGUAUAACUACCAGCAAAAUGAACAUCAUCAUCGUUCCAACAUUAAACUCUUGGAGGCAAAGACUAAAAGCAAUCCUGUGACCUGCUUCUGCUUAUUCUAAUGUCUAUAUGUUUAAUGCCGUCUGAAGUCAUUAUAAUUGGUGUGAAAGCCCGAACCAUGUUUUCACACUGCAAACGAACUGAGCCAUGGUUCACUGAAACACUGAAUAUUUAUUCGAUUUUUUGCAAUAAUCAACAGGCUCUGUCUGAGGUACAUCUUGAUUUUAAAUUAAUGUAUGUAAUCAGUGCCUAAGCUAAUAAAUUCAUUGGUAGUCACCUACCAAGUAAAUAAA